Molecule: messenger RNA, 1685 nt
Organism: Erigeron canadensis
Lineage: Eukaryota; Viridiplantae; Streptophyta; Magnoliopsida; Asterales; Asteraceae
Product: F-box/LRR-repeat protein At4g29420
Exons: 2
Coding region: 33-1394 (453 amino acids)
Molecular function (GO): protein binding
Source: RefSeq, a predicted model, not a curated record
CAGUGUUGUUGUGUGUGUUUUUCAUCCCAACAAUGGACAAACUCCCAGAAUCUUUACUAAUAGAAAUACUGAGUCGACUCGGUGACUCAGCCGACGUAGCUCGAUGCCGAGUCACCUCAAAAACAAUAAAUUCAAUAUACCCAGAACUCCGAUCAAUCAAUCUUCAAUGCUCAUUAACAAGAUACAUCAAUUCCAGAUCUUCAAAAACCAAUAGUAAUAAUAAUAAUACACCUUUUAAGAGAAUAUUCUUGAAUCUUGUAUCGAAUUUGAGAGUUAUUGAAUCGGUAUGGUUGGGGACUGAUAGGCCUCUCAGGGAUGUGUCGUAUGAUGACGUGGAGGAUGAGGCUGAUGACCUGUAUCUCACCGAUGAUGUUUUUGUUAAGGAAUGGAUUGGUAAGGUUUCCGAAUCGUUGAAUUCGCUUUCGAUAUCGGAUUUUUGGGUUCAGUCUUGUUGGCGUCGGUCCAAUCUCUUGCCGCUUGUUUCUACCCAUUGUCACAAUCUUGUUAAAUUAGAGGUGAAGAAUGCAUGGAUGUCGGUGGAGAAUUUGUAUCCAAUGCCAAAGCUAACAAGUUUGACACUGGAAUUUAUAAGAUUAGAUGAUGAGGACCUAAACGAGUUGAAUAAGUGCUUCCCUAAUCUUCAAGUUCUUAACUUGAUAGGCGUUGGGGGAUUUAAACUUCCUAAGAUCCAUCUUCUCAACCUGAAAACAUGUCACUGGACUGUAUCUAAUGCUCCAUCGUCUUUGACCAUAAUCACGCCUAAUCUUGUUACCCUCAGACUUGAAUGUAUAAGUCCAACUGAACUUUAUGUUGAAGCUCCUAUGUUAUCUCACUUCCAUCUUGCCCUUGAUCAAGCCGAUAAAUUUGUUGUCAAAAAGUUUGAAAGUUUGAAAACUCUUGGGCUUGAGUCUUUAUAUAUUGGCUCCUUGAUUUAUAAGUUCCCAGUUACAAAAAAUGUGGUAAACCUUACGGUGAAUUCACGGAAUUGGGUUACAGGAGGUGCUGGCCAUUCCGUAUUUACCCUGGAGAAGGUGUUCACUGUUUUUCCAAACUUGAGGUCUCUUUGCGUUAAAUCAAGUGCUUGGUCGGAAUUGGAGGCAUGUUACAACCCGUUAGGUUGGGAGGCUUUUGAUGGAAUGAAAGGAUUUAAAACAUUUUGUGCAUAUUUGUUACUGGUUGACCCAUCGUUGACUUUCUCAUCUGUUGCUUGUGUGUUGGACCAAUGCACUGGGUUGUCAGAAGUCUCAUUACUUAUCCACCGUGAUGUUGUUGGUAAUGUAUCCAGGAGUUUUAUCUCUAGGUGCAUGGCUCGAUGGCCUGAAGUGAAGUGGAGGUGGGGCAUGUGGAGAGAAGGAAUUGAAGAUUCUUGGAUAAGCGAUGCUAUGCAUAUAUAGCUAAACACCACAAAUCGAUCAUAUGUAUAUUGCAUUCUUAAGGGGGUUAGAAGAGCAACAGAUGUUUCAGAACUCAUGGGGUUUAAACCUGUGAAGAGAUGUACUAAAUCAGCUGGAAGCCAUGGAUGGUGUAUAUAAGCGUCCAAGUAAGUUAUGAAUAAAUUCUAUUAAACUUUGAUUGUUUUUGCAUCAUAGGGCGUUGUAAAUAUGAUUGUAUGUAUUUUGAUGUAUAUGCGGGUUCAGAUGAUAUAAAUUUGAUAAUAAAGUUGUACUCGAUGAUGAUACUAGCUA